AUGUUGCAUCAGCCUCAACAUAUGAUUGCGAAUCCAACGGAUGUUCAUCGUACUGUUUUAGACCAUAGACAAAUUUCAUUUACGAUGGCACGUAUACCAAUUGAAGUUGAAAACGAAAUCGACCGAUUUUGUAAUAAUGUGAAACAAUCAACCUACACCCAUUCACGUGAUCUAGCCUUGGCAACUAUAUUGAUACUAAAGAAACUGAUCGGAGAAUCCAAAUGGGCAAAUGCAAGCGAAUUGAUAACUUUAAUUCGUUCGUAUGCACAUCGAAUCAAUGAAGGACAACCUGUUGAUAGUAUCACAUUUAAUAUUAUCAGACAUAUUCUAAAAUUAAUUCGUGAAGUAUCCGUUCGGAUUAUUCACGGUCGAAAUGAAGGUAGCGAUAUAUCCUUGACACUUCAAGCUGUACUAAAUGAUCGCGCAACGAUGUCAACGACGAAUGAAGAUGAAAGCGAUAAUCUCGAUGAAAAUUUCCAAUUAAAAAAACAACAAAUUCAAGCGGAUCUGACGGAAUCGCUUCCAAUGAGCAAUGUCGAAGGCAGUGUGUCUGUUCAACGUCUUCGACCUGACAUCAUGGACGAUUUGAAUUGGUAUUCGAACGAAAUAGACUUAAGUGUAAAGAAUCUUGCUCAACAAGCCUUAGCACACAUUCACGCCAAUGAGAUCAUCCUAACAUUAGGCUAUUCUUACACUGUGGAACAAUUCUUUAAGUAUGCAGCGAGCAAAAAACGGCAAUUUCAUGUUUUCAUUCUCGAACAUGCGCCGUUCUUCACCGGACAUAAAAUGGCAGUCAACUUAUCACAAGCAAAUAUUCCUGUGACGGUUGUUACUGAUUCAGCUGUCUAUGCAAUCAUGGCUCGUGUUAACAAAAUUCUUAUCGGUACACGAAGUCUUCUGGCAAAUGGAGGUUUAACCGCGAAGUCUGGCACAUACAGUUUGGCAUUAGCUGCAAAAAACUUCAAUGUUCCAUUGCUUGUCUGUGCACCAACGUAUAAAUUCUCUCCAACUUAUCUUCCAUCAUUCGAUCCAGUUAUGUGCAAUAGUUUUCCAUCGCCCGAAAAUAUUCUUUCAUAUCAAUCGAGCUAUCAGUCAUCGUUAGAUAUCGUUGUGCCCAUGCAUGAUUAUGUUCCACCGGAAUUAGUUACAUUGAUUAUUGGCAGCGGCAUGGGUAAUGCUCCAUCGUAUGUUUAUCGAAUUGUUAGCGAACUAUACAGUGCCGAAGACAAUGAUCUUGAGCGUUCAUGA
Messenger RNA from Adineta ricciae, 1248 nucleotides. NCBI's taxonomy places the organism in Eukaryota, Metazoa, Rotifera, Eurotatoria, Adinetida, Adinetidae. The record is from the annotation of a GenBank genome assembly.